ACUCGUUUUAAACUUAUCAGGGGUGGUGCUACGGCUCUGGUGCACGCGUCGUGUCAAAACACAUCAGCUGGAAUGGCCAGUGAUGCGAAAGCGAAAAGACAACGAAGAUCAUGACAGCUCGUUCUCGGGUACACUACUGGAUGGCUCCGAUCUAAAGCAGUGCCACAAAAAGACAGACGCUGCUUCUGAUCCAGGAGGAUCUGGGACAGCGAUGGGAAGACGCUGCAGGAGGGGUGGUCUGAUGUGGAGGCUGAGGAGGAUACUGAUCUGGGUGCUGGGAAUUUACAUCGCUAUCCCUGUUAUCAUCAAACUCUGUCCAGCAAUACAAGCAAAAUUAGUAUUUUUAAACUUUGUGCGAGUACCGUAUUUUAUAGAUCUGAAGAGACCACAGGAUCAGGGCUUGAAUCACACUCACAACUUCUACCUACAGCCGGAGGAAGGAAUCAACAUUGGAGUGUGGCACACAGUACCUACAGUGAUGUGGAGGGAGGCUCAGGCAAAAGAUCCUGAAUGGUACGACAAAAGCUUCCAGUCCAGUCACCCUGUCAUCCUGUAUCUCCAUGGUAAUGCUGGAACAAGAGGAGGAGAUCACAGAGUUCAGCUCUACAAGGUCCUUAGUUCAUUGGGCUACCAUGUAGUCACAUUCGAUUAUAGAGGUUGGGGUGACUCUGAGGGCAGCCCUUCAGAGAAAGGGAUGACGUCAGAUGCCCUCUUCCUCUACCAGUGGAUAAAGCAGCGGAUUGGCCAGAAGCCCCUGCACAUCUGGGGUCAUUCACUCGGCACAGGAGUGGCCACUAACCUAGUGAGACGGCUGUGUGACAGGGGAACGCCCCCUGACUCGCUGAUUUUAGAGUCACCCUUUACCAAUAUCAGAGAGGAAGCCAAGAGCCAUCCCUUCUCUAUGGUUUACAGGUUUCUACCAGGCUUUGACUGGUUCUUCCUGGAUUCAAUUACUGCAAAUGACAUCCGAUUUGCCAGUGAUGAGAAUGUCAAGCACAUAUCCUGUCCGGUUCUGAUCCUGCAUGCCGAAGAUGACACAGUCGUACCCUUCCAGCUGGGAAAGAAGCUGUAUGAUUUGGCGGCUCAGAGUAAGAGUCUGAAUGGACAUAAGGUUCAGUUCAUCCCGUUCUCCAGCUCUCUGGGAUACAGACACAAGUUCAUCUACAAGAGCCCACAGCUACCAAAUAUACUCAGUGAUUUUCUCAGUGCAACGCUUCCUCACAUGUAGUCAAGAUCAUUUUACCUGACUGCCCUCUCUCACACACUGUCAGUUAAACACACACACAAUGUACAUUAUCCGCACGGUGUACAUCAUGUGUACUUGUGCACACACACGAGCAUGGACUGAAGAUGCAAUGAUUCCUUUUGCAUUACUUUGUUAACACAACCCACGGAGGGAGAAAGUUAUCAUCUUUGAGAGAGUGACAGGACUGGGUGAUUUGUUUCACCGCCUCCUGUUGUCAUGGUGACAGAUCUGAAGGGGCAGCUGGAGCACAAAUUAUGCAAAAUAAUAUGCAAAUACGCACUGAAAUUAAUGCUUAAGUCAACGAGCCUCUUCAAAGAAAAAAAGAAGUACAGAUGAAGUUUUAACGAUGGCACUGAGAAGACCACACGAGGAUUAAAGUCAAAGGGACGAAUCAGGACAACAUGCUUUAAUGAUGUCACCGUCAGUGCUUGCUGACUGCGAUUCACUGUUUUGUUUUGUUUACGAACACACAAUAACCGACUUAUUAACAGUAUCAUGGACCUGAAAUCCACUCAAUGUGAACAGCGAGUUGUUUUAGGUUGAACUUGAAUCAUGUACAAUAAAAUGUCUUCUUUCUUUUUGUUUCUUCCCAUUUAAAUGAUGUGUCUCCUGAAUGAUUUUAAAGUGCAGAUUUUUGUGCUGCCUUGGCAUUAAAACUCUGUGACUUUUUUAUGGGGUUUAUUGUGUAUUGUGUUUAUGCUGUAAUGUUUGCUUGGUACAUAUGCAACACAACUGCAAUCAGAACUGAAUGAGCUUUUGACAUGACAUUUCCCUCCCCAAAUUCCCAAUGUUUUAUUAUUUUAAUGCAUUUGGUUGAGCUAUGCUAGUUUGCAUGCGUUACUGGAAAAAAAAUGUUGCACUUUCAAAAGAAAAAACUGUAUGCAAAAUCAUUUUCUUUUCUUUGUUAUGUGGGUUGUAUAUUUUCUUUGAUGUUUAUACUCACUUUGCACAUUCCAAAAAAA
Molecule: messenger RNA, 2208 nt
Organism: Pimephales promelas (fathead minnow)
Lineage: Eukaryota; Metazoa; Chordata; Actinopteri; Cypriniformes; Leuciscidae
Gene: abhd12
Product: abhydrolase domain containing 12, lysophospholipase
Biological process (GO): phosphatidylserine catabolic process; monoacylglycerol catabolic process
Cellular component (GO): endoplasmic reticulum membrane
Molecular function (GO): monoacylglycerol lipase activity; phosphatidylcholine lysophospholipase A1 activity
Source: RefSeq, a predicted model, not a curated record